CUGUCUUUUGUGUGGAAGUCACCCGAUCAGCCAGUUGGAGACAUUAAGUUCUUUGUUUCGGUAGUUCAGUCAUACUUUGUUUACUGGGCACGGAUUGAGUCUGCUAUUGUGUCUGGUCACAUGCUGAAGAUGACUUCAGAGACUUCAGAAAUCUCAGAUAUGGAAACAAGUUCGGUUCAUGAAUCAAGAAGUUCUAGCCCAUCUCCUUAUACAGGGAUGCCAUUUUUCAAUCAGUUCAGCUAAGACCAAGCCACCAGAAACUUUGCUCCACACGAUUUCAGGAAAAGGCAAACAUACUCUGUCUGAUGUCCAAUCUAGCAGUACGGCAUCAACAUCUGUGGUGACGUCCACCAGAAAAGUUCCUGCAUCUAUAAAAGACUCAUCUUUUCAAUUUUCUGUAUCAACAGCUCCUCACACUUUAUCAUCACAGAACAGGACAUUAAAUCACAGCACCGGCAGCAGGAACCAGUAUGGUCUUCAAGGACCUUCACCAACCUUGUGUCCUUCUUGUCAAGAUGAAAGUGAGAUGGUGUUUUCUUACAUUAGAUUGUCUUCACCAACAUCCUCUUUGCCUCCUGAUUUACUUUCUGGGUUUCCUAUCUCAGCUUCACCAACCCAAGAUACACAGACGGAUCCCACUGAGUUCACUUUCCAAGAGUCACAAAGCCACUUAUUGCUUCCAUCAACAACAGGAGAGCAAAGACACAAACCCACCAAUGAGGUGGAGGCAAAUUUUUUGCAGCAACCAGAAUCUGCAUCAUCUGGCAAAACUUUUGAGGUUGAGGAAAGUACUUCUCUACUGGUGACAAAGACUGUUCAGGAAACUGGCAUUCAUGGUAAAGGUGGCGAAAAGGGCCAAGGGAUGCAUCUGGCCAUGACACAGCUGGGAAUCCUUCUGGGUUGCUCUGUAGUUCUGGGGAUGUCCCUAGCUGCCGGUCUGCGCUGCAUCCAUGCCCAAUACUGUCAUAAGCGGACAGAAGUGUCCUUUAGCGAACCAGAUGAUAAUGUCAUUACACUGAGGGAAAAUGGGGAAAUGAUGCAUUUCAAAAAGAUCCGA
Messenger RNA from Staurois parvus, 1057 nucleotides. The record is from the annotation of a GenBank genome assembly. Lineage: Eukaryota; Metazoa; Chordata; Amphibia; Anura; Ranidae.